Messenger RNA from Radiomyces spectabilis, 222 nucleotides. RefSeq lists its product as uncharacterized. The record is from RefSeq and is a predicted model, not a curated record. The transcript has a single exon. Gene Ontology annotation, molecular function: catalytic activity. Lineage: Eukaryota; Fungi; Mucoromycota; Mucoromycetes; Mucorales; Radiomycetaceae. The coding region runs from base 1 to 222 and encodes 73 amino acids.
AUGGAGCCCUGCUCUGUCCGAUUGUCAAAAAACCGCCCAUGCACCGACCGUCUCAUUGAAGCCAAAAUUGCUCGUGUCGUGAUGGGUGUACGUGAACCUCCUAAUCUCGUGAAUUGCACGGGAGUGUCGUUGUUAGAACAACAUGGUAUCAAGGUGGAAAUUGUUCCAAAUGUGGAAGAAGCAUGUUUGGCACCAAACAGGCAUAUUGUGCCAUCGUCAUAA